This is a messenger RNA of Clupea harengus (Atlantic herring), 1682 nucleotides long. RefSeq names its product THUMP domain containing 2 (gene thumpd2). Gene Ontology annotation, molecular function: RNA binding; tRNA (guanine) methyltransferase activity. NCBI's taxonomy places the organism in Eukaryota, Metazoa, Chordata, Actinopteri, Clupeiformes, Clupeidae. Gene Ontology annotation, biological process: tRNA methylation. The record is from RefSeq and is a predicted model, not a curated record.
UUUUUUUUUUUUACAGUGGUUGAUUUUCAUAAGUCUAUGGCUAAGCCGUGCGUGGCUAUAUCUUUGGCAAUACAACAAAAUACCAGAAUCUGUAGCCGAUUUGCAGUACCCUUGUGUUGGCUUUUAUUUUGACAAAUAUCAUACUCUUCCGGUUCGGAGUUUUACGUUUGAAAACAAGCACUGAAAGUAUAUUUGUCUAGUUUGGGUUUUCUUUGCAUUCUUUCUUAAUUUAUAUGGAUAGUGCUGUGAUUAAAGAUAGUUAUCAAUGUGUCAGGUAUUUCUGCACCACCGGCAGCGGUCUGGAGCCGUUUCUCGUUGAGGAAGUUAAGCGCAAACUGUCGGCCAGUGAUGUGGAGCUCAUAUCUGGCAGAGUAUUUUUCUCUACUGAUGCAGCUGUGGAGAGCAUCAGCCAGCUGAAAUCUGCAGAGAGGCUCUUUAUUUUGCUGCACCGAUCUCCACCCAUUCGAGCUCCAGUCAGUCAGGCAAAGGCUGCAAGUGUGGUGCAGCAAAGCAUUGUGGGAGAUCCUGAGGUCUGGGAAGGAGCUCUUUGCACCUGGAGCCGUCUAAAAACUAGGCUUACAGGCAUAAAGAUGACCCGGAAGAGAAAGAGAGAAGAGGAGGAGCACACAGAGGCCCAGGGUGGUCACUCACGGGACAUCCAGAGUGACACGAGUGGCCUUCAGACAGACUCUGAGCAGCAAAAGCCAACCUUUCGAGUGAGCUGCCGCUCCAGUGGAGCUUUGGCAAGGCGCUUCAGCCCACAGGACAUGAGCCGGCUUAUAGGGAGUGCCAUAACCAAACAACUGAACUGGCGAGCAGAUCUGAAAACCCCUGACUUGGAGGUGAACGUGUACUUAAGUGAUGACCACUGUGUGGUGGGGAUAUUGCUCUCAAGCCAACCCUUGGCCAAACGCAGCUACAUGAAGCACACUGGGCUCAGAUCGACUGUGGCGUGGGCUAUGGCCUCAGUCUCAAACAUAAAGGAAGGUGCUGUCAUCAUCGACCCAAUGUGUGGAGUGGGCACCAUUUUGCUAGAGGCAGCUCAGGAGUGUCCGAAUGCAUGUUUCUUUGGGCUGGACAGUGAUGUGGGGCAGCUGCAGAAGGCCACAGAGAAUAUGGAGUUUGCCCAGCUGCAGGGUAGAGUGCAGCUCCUGCAAGCAUCUGCCAUGGGAAUCCCUCUGCCCUCGGGCUCCGUGGACGUGGUGGUCUGUGAUGUCCCCUUUGGACGGAAGUUCAGCUGCGGCUCCAGCAUGGCUGCCGCUCUGCCAGAGAUAGUCAAAGAGAUGGAGAGAGUUCUCUGUGUUGGUGGGUCUCUUGUGCUUCUCGUGAGCCUCCAGCUCUCUACUCUCCUAAAGAAGAGAAUCCCCAAGGAUGCCCCCGCCCCACACACACCCAGCUCCACACGCUGCCCUGCCUCAGACGCCCUCCUCAGCUCAGAGACGCACACCUGCGCGACAUCCACCCACCAUGGAGACGCACGGCCCUCAGACCGCACCGCACCCCAGCCCUUCUUUUCUCUCCAGACAAACAGCUUUCACAAAGUCGGCCUUGGCAACACAGACGCAAUAAUACACACUUACACCAAGACCCGCGGACUCUGAUGACAGCCACCCAUAUGACACGCACAGUGAAUGAUCAAUGAUGUUUAUAUUUUAUAUAAAUAAAACUGCUCUCUUGUUUUA